Molecule: messenger RNA, 1909 nt
Organism: Panicum virgatum (switchgrass)
Lineage: Eukaryota; Viridiplantae; Streptophyta; Magnoliopsida; Poales; Poaceae
Product: zinc finger protein CONSTANS-LIKE 13-like
Exons: 4
Coding region: 363-1505 (380 amino acids)
Molecular function (GO): zinc ion binding; protein binding
Source: RefSeq, a predicted model, not a curated record
ACAAGUCCUCUCCUCCGAAUUGAUGUUGUUUCGCGAGACAACGACCUAUCGCCCUCGAUUUCGCACAGGUGACAAGUCAUGUGAGGCAGUGAAGAGGGAGUGUGAGCUCUACGCCUCAACCAUCUUCUCGGCUCGCAAAAAGGCCUUGCCGGGCGCCUAGGGGGUGUCCCACUCGCUCCCCUCGUCAUCUCUCGCUCUCGCGCCAUAAAUCCUGUACUCUCCGCUACAAAUCUCACUUGCCUUCCUCCUCUAAAACCGCCAUGAGAGCGCGCACGGCGCUCCCAGGUUCCGUCCUCCCGCCUUGUCGCUUCCGCUCGUGCCGAGCACCCGCGCUCUCGGCGCGGUCUCGCGACUGAAAAGCCAUGUCCGUCGCGGGCGCCGCCGACAAGGUGAUGCCACCGCCGGCGUGCGACUUCUGCGCCGGCCUGCCGGCGGUGGUGUACUGCCGGGGCGACUCCGCCAGGCUCUGCCUGCCGUGCGACCGCCACGUCCACGGCGCCAACACGGUGUCCAGCCGCCACGCCCGGGCGCCGCUCUGCGCCGCGUGCCGCGCCGCCGCGGCCGCGUUCCGCCGCGGCGGCGCCGUCUUCCUCUGCGCAAACUGCGACUUCGAGGAGGAGCGCCAGCGGGACGGCGACCCGCGGCCGCUCCACGAUCGUGGCGCGGUGGAAAGCUACGCCGGCUGCCCCUCCAUCGCGGAGCUCGCCGCGAUCCUCGGCGUCGGCGGGUGCGAGAAGGCGGAGGCCGCGGCCGGGCACGGGCACGGGGACGGGUGGUGGCCCGCCUGGGAGGAGCCACAGGUUCUCCGCCUGGAGGACGUGAUCGUGCCCACCACCUCCUGCCAUGGCCUCCAGCCGCUCCUCACGCCAUCCUCCCCAAAGAACCCGAGCUCCGGCGGGAAGCUGACCGAAGAGGUAAUCCGGCAGCUGGGGGAGCUCGCCAAGUCCGAGGCGGCGGCGAUGGCUUUCUCGGAGGCGGAGCCAGCCGACGGUGAGCAGCUGCCUUCGUGGGCUUCGUCAGAGUACGGCGAUUUCGGGGCUUUCGACAACGAUGCUUGCCAUGAGGCAGCAAGCAUGGCCGUGCCUUCUUGUGAGCAGGAAGCGUGGGUCGCGACCGACGGCGACGGCGGCGCGUGCAGGGAGGCGCGCGAGCAAGCGCCGGCGCCGGCGAGCUCGUUGGCCGAGCCGUGCCUGCUGUCCUCGUUCGUGGAGAUGUCAGAGAUCUGCCCCAGCAUGACCCUCCGCAGCAGCAGCGUCGGCGUCGACAGCGGCAGCAGCAGCAAGCGAGACGCCGCCGAAGCGGCCCCGCAGCAGGCCUCGCCGGCGCCGGCGAAGAAGGGCGGCUACGACGUGGCCUACCCCGACCGCGGCACGGUGAUCUCGCGCUACAAGGAGAAGCGGAAGAACAGGAGGUUCGACAAGCAGAUCCGGUACGAGUCGCGCAAGGCCCGCGCCGACGGCCGGCUUCGGAUCAAGGGCCGGUUCGCCAAGUCCGGCGAGGCCUGAUGGCAUCGAGGGAUGCUUGGCGGCGAAUGGGGCGAUCGACCGAUGGUGACCUCGGCAGCUAGGGUGGCCCGGGCACGGCGGAGAAGGGGGACCGUGGGGCCGGCGCGUGCGUGCGUAGCAGAGCUCGGCCCGUGUUGUUGGUGCCAUUGAAGACGAUGAUGCUCUGUUGUGCGACUUGCGAUCAGAAAUAAUCAGCCACCACUAUGUUGUUUUCCUGGUUUUGUUUCCUGGUGACGCACCACUAUUUGUCUAAGCAGCGAGCCUGCAUGUUCCCAUCCCAACGACAAUUCCACGCAGGGACUAAGAGCAACUCCAACAGAUUGAUUUUUUCUUUUUCCUUUUCUCAUCUUACAGAGGAAUCCCUCGUCACAAUUUUAGUUUAUUGGGGGAGAUGUGCUCUAGCA